Messenger RNA from Saccostrea echinata, 1577 nucleotides. RefSeq lists its product as uncharacterized. Gene Ontology annotation, molecular function: protein binding. NCBI's taxonomy places the organism in Eukaryota, Metazoa, Mollusca, Bivalvia, Ostreida, Ostreidae. The record is from RefSeq and is a predicted model, not a curated record. The transcript is spliced from 7 exons. The coding region runs from base 43 to 1491 and encodes 482 amino acids.
CCUCAGGUGUACAUUAAUAAAAAAAUUCAAAAUUCCUCAAUAAUGAAUGAAGACAAGCCUCUUAGUCUGACAUGUCUCGUUCGGGGAAAUCCCACCCCAAAAGUCACCCUCAAAAAUCUCACUGGUGACAAGAUCAUUGGAGAAAACCCUUUAUACUUCACUUUCAAAACAGUUGCAAAGUGUUCUGACACUGGCACUUACAGCUGUCAAGGAAAAUCAACUGAGUUUGGAAGCAGGAAUCAAUCAUUCCACAUCAAUGUUUCCUGUGCCCCCCGCCUCGAUGACUCCAUCUUAUUCAAAAGCAUAUAUGGUUCCAAGAGUGGCCCGAACGUUAACGUUGAUGUAAGUUUGCCCGUUAUUGCAAAUCCCUUAACAUCUACAUCAGAGUUCAGUUGGUCAGGACCUACAUCUGAGUCUAUAUCGAUUAAAGUUUCACAAAGAGAUAACGUUAUCUACAAACACUGGAUCAACAGCACCAUCCCUGUUCCUACAAAAAGAUCCUUUGGAAACUACACCCUGACGUACAAAGGAGAAGUCUUCGUUGAAAUAACAAUUAACGCCGAAGAUAAACCACAUCCACUUUUGAACUUUUCAUGGUAUUCCUACGCUAGUGGAUACAUCAACCUUACCUGGGUAUCAAACUUUAAUGGAGGACCAGAACAAUUCUUUAUCUUGUCAAACAAAGAGGGGUCCAGCUGGACAAUUGUUAAAAAUCUAACAGACCCUGGUGAAGGUAACAUGGGAUAUUAUGAUCUAGGAUCUUUAUCCCCAGGAAUCGAAUACUUGUACAGACUGGAGAGCUGUAACAGAAUCAAUUGUUCUUUCAGCCCUAGGGAAGUUAAAGACAAAGUUCAAGCUCUACAUGUAUCUGCCUCGUCAGUUCUGUUCGGUAAUACUACAAUACUGAUUGUGACUGGAGCUUCUGUGGCUGGUUUUGUCAUUGUGUUGAUUCUGACCGUUAUGAUGAAGAUGUAUUGUAAAACAAAAAAGACAGUCUCGCAGAAAAGUAACAGUGAUGAAAGACUGAGUGGAUCCACAGAACAGGAUAAUACACAGCCGGAUGUUGUUGUUUAUGCUGCUGUUGACAAGAAUGUCCUGAUGAAGAACAGACAACAAGUUGACGUAGCAGAGAGUGAUGCCAUCAAGGAUAAAAAUGAUGACAAUGAAACCCUGUAUUCAGAAGUGAUAAAAAAGCCAAAAAUGCAUAACCAAACAGAUGCAAAUAAGGAAGAAAAGAGAAAGAAAAAUAAAGAAAAGGAGUUGCAAGGGAAGAAAGAAGAGACAGAAGCAUCUAACAGGAAUGACGAUUCACGUACAAUGAAUCAAGACGGUUUAGUUUAUAUUGAUGUUGAAUUUGCAAAAAAGCCCCAAAGUUCAGACACAAAGGGGAGACCAGUCAUACACGGAGAAGAAGAAAGAACGGAGUAUACGUUCGUGGAUUUUUCCCAAAAAGGACCUCCAAAAAAAGAACCACAAGAUAACGUUAAGUAAUCGUCUGCAUUAGGAAAAUGGCCAAAAAUUUACCCUAAUAAAUCCAGAGACCGCUUAAAUUUAAAUAUUUAGAAAAAUAUUAUUCU